Molecule: messenger RNA, 1215 nt
Organism: Penicillium diatomitis
Lineage: Eukaryota; Fungi; Ascomycota; Eurotiomycetes; Eurotiales; Aspergillaceae
Product: mRNA guanylyltransferase
Exons: 1
Coding region: 1-1215 (404 amino acids)
Biological process (GO): 7-methylguanosine mRNA capping
Cellular component (GO): mRNA capping enzyme complex
Molecular function (GO): ATP binding; mRNA guanylyltransferase activity
Source: RefSeq, a predicted model, not a curated record
AUGAGCCACGCUGUUCCAGAUCUUGAUGCUAUCGGCGUCAAGGCUGAGGCCGACCUCGCCGAAUCAUUCCGUCGCGAAGUUGCCAAUCUUCUCGGCCGCAACAACCUCAACUUCCCUGGUGCGCAACCAGUCAGUUUCUCGGCCAAGCACCUCGUCGAGCUACAAAAAGAAGAUUACUUCGUUUGCGAAAAGACAGACGGCAUCCGUUGCUUAAUGUACUUUGCGCGUGGAGAGAGUCCCGAGGUGCCGGAGAUCCAUUACCUCAUUGAUCGCAAGAACGACUACCGCUAUGUGCCAGGCCUACAUUUUCCUCUCCCAGAUGACGAGACAUUUCAGUCGUUCCAUGUAGACACACUGAUCGAUGGCGAGUUGGUGAAUGACACGUACGAGGACGGCACCACACAACUGAAGUAUCUCGUUUUCGAUUGUCUAGUCCUCGAUGGACAAAGCUUGAUGCAUCGCACACUCGACAAGCGCCUCGCAUAUUUCAAGGAGAAGGUCUUGAAACCAUACAAUGCCAUGUAUCGGAAAUUUCCACAAGAGAAGGAACAUCGUGCAUUUGCCGUGGAGGACAAAUCAACACAAUUCAGUUACGGAAUCGAAAUGAUGUUCCGCGAUAUCAUCCCGAAAGUGAAGCGUAUUCAUGGAAACGAUGGUCUCAUUUUCACAUGCCGCAGCACGCCCUACCGAAUCGGCACGGACGAGCAUAUUUUGAAAUGGAAGCCUCCUGCGGAAAACACCAUUGAUUUCCGAAUGCGCCUGGAAUUCCCAGUCUUGGAGCCGGACACCGAUGAUGAAGCCGACGGUAUCACCGCACCAUACCCUGACUACGAUGCGAUCCCAAUUUGCCAUCUGUUUACGAUGCUCAACAGCAACGAGUAUCGGCAUUUCGGCGAGAUGUAUGUCACUCCAGAGGAAUGGGAGAAUUUAAAAGCAAUGCAGGUCCCGCUCGACGACUCCAUUGUUGAAUGCUAUAAGGAUCCAGAGCAGCGCUGGCGAUUCUACCGGCUGAGAGAUGACAAGGCAGAUGCGAAUCACAUUUCCACCGUGGAAAAGGUCCUCGAAAGUAUCGAGGAUCGGGUCACCGAGGAGGAUCUCAUUCGAAUUGCACCCGCUAUCAAGUCAGCCUGGAAGAAACGACAGGCCGAGGGAAAGCCUCGAAGUGCAGGACCUCCUGUCGGAACAAACGGUGUGAAGCGGAAGUAUGAGGAAUGA